GUGGUAAUUGUAAUCGAUGGAAUCUAAUGAAACAUAGAGCUGCUUAAUUAUGUGAAAUACAAUAUGCGAAACUGUCUGGCCCUCAAAAUACUUUUUUUUUUGGUGUUUUUUGGAAGUUCAAUAGUGAUUCGUGAAUUUAUGCAAAAUGCCCGAUUGUCGACAUUGCAACAAUUCAUGUUCGUAAUUGCAGAUGAAGUGGUGCGAUGUCAACGAAACUUAUACCAAUAGUACUUGUAAUAUUGCUCUUUAUUGUCGUAUAGCUAAAAUCAAGCUAACAGUACUCAUUGUCUAGCUACAGUGAAAAAACCGCACAAUGCAGAAUCAUUGAGCCAUUUUGUGAGUCACUGUAUUAUAGGAGGUAUGAAAAUACCACAACACUUAGAAGCAAAUUUAGUCUGAACUAUGACUUCAAUAAAAUCAAUAGCCUCCAGUGUGUGUCGGUCUGUGUCGGUCUGUGUCGAUGUAUGUCGGUCUGUGUCGAUGUGUGUUGAUGUGUGUCGAUGUGUGUCGGUCUGUGUCGAUGUGUGUCGAUGUGUGUCGGUCUGUGUCGGUCUGUGUCGAUGUGUGUCGGUCUGUGUCGGUCUGUGUCGGUCUGUGUCGGUCUGUGUCGAUGUGUGUCGGUCUGUGUCGAUGUAUGUCGGUCUGUGUCGGUCUGUGUCGGUCUGUGUCGGUCUGUGUCGAUGUAUGUCGGUCUGUGUCGAUGUGUGUUGAUGUGUGUCGAUGUGUGUCGAUGCGUGUCGAUGUGUGUUGAUGUGUGUCGAUGUGUGUCGGUCUGUGUCGGUCUGUGUCGAUGUGUGUCGGUCUGUGUCGAUGUGUGUCGGUCUGUGUCGGAGUGAAGAGAAAUUGGUGAUUGAAAACAGUCCUAACUUUUUUUCUUUUUUUCUAAUGAGAUGCCUCCCCAUUUUUGCACAAAAUUUUCCAAGUAGGGUAGGUGCGAGUUAAUAAUACUGAGAAGUGAGUUAGAAUUUGCAGGAACUUUCUAGUAUUAUUAACUCUGAUAUAUACAGUUACUUUAGAAGACUUAUAAAAUAAAAUAAGACAGUAAAAUGACCAGACACAACAAAGAUACUCUUUAUUCAAGUUUGUUGAGAAUGAUACUUUUAU
Messenger RNA from Mycotypha africana, 1104 nucleotides. RefSeq lists its product as uncharacterized. NCBI's taxonomy places the organism in Eukaryota, Fungi, Mucoromycota, Mucoromycetes, Mucorales, Mycotyphaceae. The record is from RefSeq and is a predicted model, not a curated record. Bases 501 to 836 code for a protein of 111 amino acids. The transcript has a single exon.